AUGGAGCCGUUUCGCGAGGCCGUCGGAUCCUUUAUUUAUGCUGUCACCUGUACUCGACCCGACAUCACUUUUGCUGUCAGUCAAGUCUCACAGUUCUCAAGUUCUCCGACUCAGGUGCAUUGGGAAGCCGCCAAGCGUAUCUUCUCAUAUUUAAAUGGGACCGCAAGUCACGGAAUUGUUUUCGGAAGCUCUGACUCUCGGAACGAACUUGUUGCCUACACUGAUGCUGAUUUCGCCUCGAACUUAGAUGACAGACGCUCGACUACUGGAAUCAUCCUGAUGUUAAUUGGAGGCCCUUUAAGCUGGAAGAGUGAACGACAGAAAUGUGUUUCCUUGUCAACUACCGAGUCCGAGUAUGUGGCAGCCGCCACAGCCUCAAAGGAAGUAGUGUGGAUGAGACGCCUUCUCCAAGAUUUUUGUUUCCAAGAAUCUACGCCAACUACCCUGUUUUUUGACAACCAGUCUUCAAUUAAACUAGUCAAGAAUGCGGAAUUUCAUCAACGCACAAAGCAUAUCGACGUGAAGUUUCAUUUCAUCCGAGCUUUGCAAGAGGAACGAGUCAUUGACGUCACCUACAUCAGUACAGAUAUGCAGCUUGCCGAUAUCCUGACAAAGGCUUUGCCAGGACCAAGAUUUGUAAAGCUGAGAGAAGAAAUCAAUAUUGUUACUUGUACUUGUUAA
Molecule: messenger RNA, 681 nt
Organism: Daphnia pulicaria
Lineage: Eukaryota; Metazoa; Arthropoda; Branchiopoda; Diplostraca; Daphniidae
Product: secreted RxLR effector protein 161-like
Exons: 1
Coding region: 1-681 (226 amino acids)
Source: RefSeq, a predicted model, not a curated record